AUGGCCUGGCCCAUUCUGCAACCAGGGAGUGCUGUCAGGAUUUUGAAAACUCAAAGUCAGUUGAGAUAGUGUGAGAUGGUUACUGUGAUUCAUGCUUUUACGUGUUCUUUGCCAAUAAAUGUCUUCCUCCUCCUACACUAAAGGUGUAUUUAAUCCUGUGAGAAGAACUUUAAUGCCAUUUGUUGUGAAUAGGUUCAACCUGUAGUCUGCAUCUGUUCAGUUCAUGAGCUCAUUUUGGUACAAUUAUUAAGCUAACGUGAGGUUGGGGUUUUUGAUUACUUCAAUAUAAGGUUUUGGGUUUCUUCUGUAAAAUACUGCAAUGGUGGUUUGUUUAUUUCUUAAUGAAAAAAAUCAUUCUAAAUUACCAGAAAGCAUGUUUUAAAUACUCUGUUAUUCACUUACAGCUGCCAAAACAUAGUACAGAGAAAUAAUGGUCUGCUAGCCUGCUAAACAAGAGUCCAGCUUCCACAAUGCCUGUGCAGGCAGCUCAGUGGACAGAAUUUCUGUCCUGCCCAAUCUGCUACAACGAGUUUGAUGAGAAUGUGCACAAACCCAUCAGCUUAGGUUGCUCUCACACUGUCUGUAAGACCUGCCUGAACAAGCUCCAUCGCAAGGCAUGUCCUUUCGACCAGACUGCCAUCAACACGGACAUCGAUGUUCUUCCUGUAAACUUUGCACUCCUCCAGCUAGUUGGAGCCCAGGUACCCGAUCAUCAGACAGUAAAGUUGAGUAAUGUGGGAGAAAACAAACAUUAUGAAGUAGCAAAGAAAUGUGUUGAGGAUUUGGCACUCUACUUAAAGCCAUUAAGUGGAGGGAAAGGUGUUGCAAGCUUGAAUCAGAGUGCACUGAGCCGUCCAAUGCAAAGGAAGCUUGUGACGCUGGUGAACUGUCAGCUGGUGGAGGAAGAGGGUCGGGUCAGAGCUAUGAGAGCAGCUCGAUCACUGGGAGAGAGAACUGUCACAGAACUGAUCUUGCAGCACCAAAAUCCUCAGCAGCUUUCUGCCAAUCUUUGGGCUGCUGUCAGGGCACGAGGAUGCCAGUUUCUAGGACCAGCUAUGCAAGAGGAGGCACUGAAACUUGUAUUACUGGCACUGGAAGAUGGCUCUGCACUCUCAAGAAAAGUUUUGGUACUUUUUGUUGUGCAAAGGCUAGAACCAAGAUUUCCUCAGGCCUCUAAAACAAGUAUUGGUCAUGUUGUGCAGCUACUGUAUAGAGCAUCUUGCUUUAAGGUCACUAAAAGGGAUGAAGAUUCUUCUCUGAUGCAGCUUAAAGAAGAGUUUCGGAGUUAUGAGGCUUUGCGGAGAGAACAUGAUGCCCAAAUUGUUCACAUUGCCAUGGAAGCAGGACUUCGAAUAUCACCAGAACAAUGGUCUUCUCUUCUGUAUGGUGACUUGGCACAUAAAUCACACAUGCAGUCCAUUAUUGACAAGCUCCAAUCUCCAGAGUCUUUUGCAAAGAGUGUACAAGAAUUGACAAUUGUCUUGCAGCGCACGGGAGAUCCUGCAAACUUAAACAGGCUGAGGCCUCAUUUAGAGCUCCUGGCAAACAUAGAUCCAAAUCCAGAUGCAGCAUCUCCAACAUGGGAGCAGCUGGAAAAUGCAAUGGUUGCUGUAAAGACUGUGGUACAUGGGCUAGUGGAUUUCAUUCAGAAUUACAGCAGAAAAGGCCAUGAAACUCCACAGCCACAACCAAAUAGCAAAUACAAAACAAGUAUGUGCCGAGACCUUCGACAGCAAGGGGGAUGUCCAAGAGGAACAAACUGUACAUUUGCUCAUUCUCAGGAAGAGCUCGAAAAAUACCGCUUGAGGAACAAAAAAAUCAGUGCAACAGUGAGAACAUUCCCCCUUCUAAAUAAAGUUGGCGUAAAUAGCACCGUCUCGACCACAACAGGAAACGUAAUUUCUGUCAUAGGAAGCCCUGAAGCAACAGGGAAGAUGGUGGCAAGUACUAAUGGAAUAGCUAAUCUGGAAAGUGGGGUUCCCCAGUUGAUCCCUCGCUGUGCAGACACCUCCUUGAGAGCUUUGGAGAACACCAAGAAAGGAGGGAAGACUGGAGCCAAUGGCCAGAAUGUUUCUGGGUCCCCUACAGAAUCACUACCUGAAAAUAAAAUUGGUUCUCCACCCAAGACUCCUGUAAGCCAGGCAGCAGCUACCUCAGCUGGUCCUCCUAAUAUUGGAACAGAAGUUAAUUCUGUACCUCCAAAAUCCAGCCCGUUUGUUCCCAGAGUACCCGUCUACCCUCCACAUUCUGAUAAUGUUCAAUAUUUCCAAGAUCCCCGGACUCAGCUAUCAUAUGAAGUUCCACAGUACCCACAGACAGGAUAUUAUCCACCACCUCCAACAGUACCAGCUGGUGUGGCUCCCUGUGUUCCUCGCUUUGUGAGGUCCAAUAACGUUCCAGAAUCCUCCCUCCCACCUGCUUCCGUGCCAUAUGCCGAUCAUUACAGUACAUUUCCCCCUCGAGAUCGACUGAAUUCUCCUUACCAACCUCCUCCUCCGCAGCCGUAUGGACCAGUUCCUCCUGUCCCUUCUGGAAUGUAUGCUCCAGUUUAUGACAGCAGGCGCAUCUGGCGCCCACAGAUGUACCCACGAGAUGAUAUUAUUAGGAGCAAUUCUUUACCUCCCAUGGAUGUGAUGCACUCAUCUGUCUAUCAGACAUCAUUACGUGAGAGAUACAACUCUUUGGAUGGGUAUUACUCUGUGGCUUGUCAACCACCAAAUGAACAGAGGACUGUGCCUUUACCAAGGGAGCCUUGUGGUCAUUUGAAGACUGGUUAUGAAGAGCAGUUAAGACGGAAGCCGGAGCAAUGGGCACAGUACCACACGCAGAAAACUCCUCUGGUAUCGUCAACCCUUCCUAUGGCAACACCAUCUCCAACACCACCUUCUCCUCUCUUCAGCGUAGAUUUCAGCACAGAGGAUUUGGACAGCGGAGAUGUUAAAAGGAGAGUGCAUUUAUUUGAAACUCAGAGAAGGGCAAAGGAAGAAGAUCCUAUAAUCCCAUUUAGCGAUGGACCGAUCAUCUCCAAGUGGGGUGCAAUCUCCAGGUCAUCCCGCACAGGUUAUCACACAACAGAUCCUAUUCAGGCCACUGCUUCCCAAGGAAGUGCUACUAAACCCAUCAGUGUAUCAGAUUAUGUCCCUUAUGUCAAUGCUGUUGACUCAAGAUGGAGUGCCUAUGGCUCAGAUUCUGCUUCAUCAGCACGUUAUGCAGAACGGGACAGGUUCAUAGUUGCAGAUUUGUCGGGUCACCGAAAGCAUUCCAGCACUGGAGAUCUAUUGAGUAUUGAAUUGCAACAGGCCAAAAGUAACUCAUUAUUACUUCAGAGAGAGGCGAAUGCACUAGCCAUGCAACAGAAGUGGAAUUCUCUAGAUGAAGGCAGUCGUCUUACCUUAAAUCUUUUAAGCAAGGAAAUCGAUUUGAGGAAUGGUGAGACUGAUUAUACUGAAGACUGUGCAGACACAAAGCCAGAUCGAGACAUUGAAUUGGAGCUGUCAGCCCUGGAUACAGAUGAACCUGAUGGGCAAGGUGAACAAAUAGAAGAGAUUCUGGAUAUACAGCUAGGUAUUAGUUCUCAAGAUGAUCAGCUGCUCAAUGGGACAACUGUAGAGAAUGGACAUCUGCUAAAACAGCACCAGAAAGAAUCUAUGGAACAGAAGAGACAAAGUUUAGGUGAAGACCUUGUGAUUCUGGAGGAGCAGAAAACAAUCCUGCCCGUAACUUCUUGCUUCAGUCAGCCGAUCACAUCUGUUAGCAAUGCAAGCUGCCUGCCCAUCAGCACAGCAGUCAGUGUUGGCAGCCUCAUUUUGAAAACUGCUCACAUUAUGUCUGAGGAUAAAAAUGACUUUUUAAAGCCUGUUGCAAGUGGCAGGAUGGUUAACAGCUGAAAGGCAUUCAUCUUUCCAGCUUGUGACCACACCAUGGAAGCAUUUACACUAGCUUUUUAUAUAUAUAAUAUAUAUUAUAUAAUGUAUAUUUUUUUUAAAAGAAUAAUAUUGGGGUCAUGCAUUUCCUGUGGACUCUUUGAUACUUCAAGCCCCUCUCGCAUUAGCAUUCUGAAGAAAAAAAAAAACUUACUUUCCUAGGGUAAGGCGUUCACUUUCCACAAAUGAAUGGAAUUUGGACAUUGUUUUACUUAAGCUUAAAGCAGCUUUUUAUGAGUUUGUAGCAAUCCGGUGCGGUAUCUGAGCCAUUCUUGUUUAAAAUGGCUUCUGUAGAAAACUAACAACUCAGUUAUUUAAACUAGCAGGAUCCUACGAUGAUACAUCUAGUGAAAGGAAGACUUAACUUAUUUGUCUCUAUUUUGUUUCAUGAGAGAAGAACUCGUGUCUUGUUGCAGCUGCUUUUUCUUUAGUUGUGGAACUUUGCAUGGAGUAUUGUUUCCUGUUUGAAGACUGAGAGGUGGAGAUUCGGACUUGAGACUUUUACAGGGUUAACACACCAUUAGCUUUGCACUGCUACGUUAUUUGCAGGUCUGUGGUGCAGUGCUUUGCUGCAGCUUUUUUGUUUCCAUUUCCCCCCCCAAUUUCUGCUUUAGUAAUGUAGAUACACAUACACAGGCUACUUGUCCAAGUAAAGUUAUCAGAAGUAAACCAAGUGCCUAAGUCCUCCAGCUAAUGUACUAGGUAUUGAUUUCCCCAAGUUAUACGUGAAACGAUUUUCAACCAUUUUGAGAGGUUAUGCACUAAUGUAACAGCAAUUUUGGUUUUUCUCUUUUUUUUCUUACUGAUAGUUCUCAACUUGGAGAUUAUAGAAUCCAGAUGACUUGGCAAAAAGUAUCAGGUGCUCUUGGCUUUCCUUUGAAAACCCUGUACGUAGUGUUUGCACUGACUAACAAAGAUGGUAUUGCUGUUUUUUGUACUGUUUUGUUCUUAAUUUAAACUAAGUAUUGGGAAUUUAAGGCGGUUGUAUUACCUUUGUUAAAUGUUGUUAAUCAUAAUUUUGUAUUCAGGUUUAAUUUUUGCUUGUUCAGUGGCAACUUAUUUUCAAAGACCUUGAAAAUACAAUAAUAGAGCAUUAUCUGACCUUCAGAGUACUGAAAAGCAUAUGAAUUUAUGCCCUGCUAAGGUGUGACUGAGAAUCAUGUUAGACAUGUCAACUGAAAAUUGGUUUUCAUAAAUACACAUGAAAUAGAACCCUGGGCAUAUAUUUUGUUGGUUUGAGAAGCUUAAAAAUCCACUCUUUUUUUUUCUCUUUUGGGAAAGAAAGCAGGACUCUCCCUCCUGAUGGUGACUCUCUUCUUGUUCGUCCUCUUCCUUUUCUUUGUGACAAGUUUUACAUUUUAUUUUAUUUUUCUUUUCUUUUUUUUAUGUUUUUUAUUAACUUCUGUGAAGUUGUUUACUCUGAAAAUUGUACUGGAAUAUUUUAAGCCAAGCUGAUCUUUCACCAGGUGUACUGCAUGUAAGGGCUUUUCCUGCUAGCAAAAAUGCUUAAAGAGGAUCAUGUUACUGGUCGUCUGAGUUGUUAUUUUACAAAAUCACAGCUAUGUGGUCGGGUAAGAUUUUGAUAACUGUUUUGUGCACGCUUCUGGGGGGUGGGGGUUGGCAUUUCCCUGAGGGUUCCUGAUUAGACUAAGUACAUAUUGGUGUUUGAUAUCUCUCCUAAUGAACCUGUCCAUGAGAUAAUUAUGUUGUAAAUAUACCUGAAAAUCCAAGGGUUAGUUUUGAUAUUCUGGUGUCAGUAUGGAAGAUCUUACACAUCUAUUUAAUACUCCAGUGUAAAGGAAUGUAUGUAGAAAACCAGUUGAGUAGUCUUUUCUUAGUUUCCUUUGGCUGUUGCUGUACCUUCCUAUAGCCAGUGCCACCUCAUAGCUAGGAUUAGACUGAUGCUUUGUUUCACUUGCAACUUGAAGUGAAUGGACACAAAAACCAGACCACCUUUGUCACCUUAACUUAUUUCCUAUCGAUGUUAACUUUAACUUAGAAUGUUAGACAUAAAUAUGAUUGUUGUAUAUUUUAUACCAAGGCCAUUAUGUAAAUAUGAAUUUAUAUUACUUUUGAAAUGCUUCUGAGAUACUAUUAUUUGCUGUACAAUGUAAUUCCAAAACAGAUAUGCAAACAAGUAUGUCUCUUUCAUGGAUAUUUAAACAGUGAGAUCUUCCAUGUUGAAGGUGAUGUAAUUUUUUUAAAAGAUUUUUAAAUUUUAAAUUGCUAUUUUGUUACAAAAAUAGAGAAAAUAUAAAGGUUUGAGAAGUCCUUAUUUGCCCUCAGGGAAAGAGCCCUCUGUGCACCAGAACUCCACAGAACAUCUUCAGCAUGAUCUGAGGGUGAAUAUAUACUACAUAAAUUGAUUGUGUAUUUACCUUAACUUUUUAAUUUUAAAAUUGCAACUUUAAAAACUUGGUUGUGCUCUGCUGGAGGGGGGUUGGGAUAAGCUGCUUACACACAUUUGCCUGUUUGUCCAGUGAAAUUACAUAAGCCUGAGAUCCUCCUGCUAACCAGACUGGCAUAUUUAACAACAGAUGUAUCUAUAUAUACUCUUGUCUGCAGCAGGAGGUCCCAUGAUAGAGCAGUUCGCUAGGAUGACCAUACACUUCAAAUGGAAAGUUGGCUCUUAACUGGGGCUAGGGGGUUUAUUUUAGUUGGAUUUUUACUAUCUAGAAUGACAGGCAAAAGAAUUCUUUAGGGAUUUCAACAUCAUGCGAGCUUUGUCUUAACAGUUUUAGCGCUGAUUGUGUGGUUUAUGCCAUGAAAUUGUGCCCUCCAGUGCCCUGACAAGGAGAAAGCUACAGGUGGUAACCUAGCUCGGGCUUUCUUCUUUGGUGAAGUUUCAGCCUUUGACCCUAUACAAACAAGUAUGUAUUCAUUGUCUAGAUGUAAAUCAGGUGCCUUUGGGCUAUGGAAGGGCUUAUUUUCUGAUGCUGAGAUACAGUGACUUAUCUUUGUGUGUGAAUAGCAGUGAUUCCCAUGUAGGUUUUGGCCUAACUUACCUGUGCUGUCAGAAAAAGGGCCCAUAGCAGAAUGGGGAAAGAGAUUGGCUCUUUUGCUUUGCUUGGACAAGCAUUUUGGGUUGUUUUGGUUUGGCUUUUGGUUUGGUUUGGUUUUUUUCCCCACUAGGGGUACAGCAGGGAUUUCACAUGCAAGAGAUACAGGAAUUAUUAGUGUCUAAGUUAAUUGUGUUGCCUCACUACCUGGAUUCACUCCUUGGUUUGCCUCAUUUCCCACAUAGGUCUUAAUAGAGACUAAUGCUUGUGCUGGGAGAAUGCUUGUGUGAGAAAGUAAUUAUCUGUACAUUCUUAACAUAUACUUAGAGCAGAGUGAUUGCCCUGCUACUGAUAUUUUGUUCCUGUAAACAGGUGACAAGAAAUGAAUCUUAGUGUUUAUGCAGAUUUUGCAUUGUAGAAUGUAUACUAGACCCUUCAAAGGAAAGGUUAGACUCUUUGCAAAGCAAACUGGCGUUGGUUCUUGGUAGUCUAGUACAGGGACACUAAAGUUUGACAUUUGAUUUAGGAAAAAAACCCCAAGUUGUACACAGCUGAUUAUGUUAAAUAAGCUCUUAAUUGCUCUUUGUAGAAGUCUAAUUUGGGAGGUUUUAGUGCUUUGAUAACACAAUUGAAAUCUUACUUUAUCCUGUACUCGAGCUGAAUGCUGUUCUUGUAUAAUAGUGUACUAGGCUGGAUGAGGUACAAAAUAAUGCACAGAGGUCAGAAACAGCUGAGGAAAGAAUGCUUAAAAUAAUGUAAUCUAAACUCAGAAUAGUUCCAAACAUUGGUUUUGUUUGCUUUUUUAAAGCACAAGUUGUCAAGUUGUACCUGUUGCUGUACAUAAACACUGUAUGCCAGCAGCUCCUUGAUCAUAUCUGUGGACAGACUUUGCAUUAUUAUUAGACUGUUCUUAAAGGAAGAUGUUGAAUUUGAAGAGUAUAACAAAAUGAAGAAAUGAUCGGAUUAUCUAUAGUAUGUAAAAGUCCAUUCUUUAUGUUGUAGUUUAAUCCCUUUUUUAGGAAAUUCCCUCUCAUUGAGGGACCUCUUCUGCAAGCAGAACACAAUAGAUGUGCUUUUUUAAAUGACCCCGUUUUCCAGUAUAAAGGAAGAGCUAACUUUGGCAGUAAGUCAUCACCAUGCAUCUCUCUGCUGGCAAGGGAGCACGGCAAGAAAAGAAACCAAACCCCAACCUGGCAGUGAUGAGAUGAAUCAAAUCUGAAUCCCAAAAUGCCCAAUACCCGAACAUAAUUAUUACACCCUGUUAUUUAAGAAGGAUGCUUGUGGAAGCUUUUAAUCACUCGAGAUUUCGCUGUAAAAGCUGAACUACAACAGAGCCUGGCUGCAUUUAUUACUGCCAAAAGCCAAGGUCAUUUGCACAUAGCCCAUCAGUGUAUCCAGGGUAGGUCUCAGUUAAUCCAAGGCAUGGAAGUGCAUGCAUUUUCUUAGCUGGGCAAACAAGUACAUUAUACAGUAGUUGUGAUACAACACAUGUGGCUUUUAUUUGUACUGCACAUACCCACUGUACAGCCACUCCGAAGUAUCGUGGUUAGCUUGCAGCAUCUGCUGUCCGCAUUUAUACUGUUUACUGCGUAUUCUUUUCCCUGGAAGUUUUAAAGAAAAUUGGGGUUUUUUUGUUUUUUUUUCUCUUGUUGCAUUGAUUACAUUUUAAAAUUUGCUUAGCUGGAAAGUUUGGGAAAAGAGGCCUGUUUGUCAAUUGUACAACCGAUUGUGAAGCUCUAGUGUGAAUAUUUUUACGUCUGUAUUAGACAUUUUCUUUGCAAAUCUAUUGUUCGAUUGAAAUGUAAAUGAAAUAAAAGAUGGUGUACACCCAUCAUGUAUAAAGCAGGCACCAUCGCUACGAUGGAUUUAAUGCUCAUUUUUAUGGCGCAUUCUCAGCUUCUAUUUAAAACUAUAAUUUAAAAAAAAAAAAGAAAAAAAAUCUGUAAAAUGAAAUGGGGUUAUAUGGGGGAGUAAAUUCUAUUCCGUUUAUCUCGGGUUGAGUUCCCAAUGGUCGUUUCCCUUCGUGUUAGAGGUAGGGGCGGGCGGUGCCGUGUGUGUUUGCUGUAGCACUGAAGUGAAGAGGUUGUAUAGCUUUGGCUGGUCACGGAGUAGAGCAUCCUGGUUUUCAGUGUUUGAGAGACUCGGUGGAAGAAGUUUGCAGUAUUGACAUGUAUUUGCAUGCACCAAUAAAAAUUAUUUGUCCACCUUAA
Pezoporus flaviventris is the source of this 9132-nucleotide messenger RNA. It is a transcript of the gene RC3H2, whose product is annotated as ring finger and CCCH-type domains 2. The transcript is spliced from 19 exons. Gene Ontology annotation, molecular function: metal ion binding. The coding region runs from base 471 to 3887 and encodes 1138 amino acids. The record is from RefSeq and is a predicted model, not a curated record. NCBI's taxonomy places the organism in Eukaryota, Metazoa, Chordata, Aves, Psittaciformes, Psittacidae.